AUGUCAGCUACAACGCUGAGCCUCGAAUCCAGAGCCAAGUUGUCGGAUGGCAACCUCAUCCCUCGUCUGGGCUUGGGCGUUUACGAAAUGACUGACAACGAAGCUUCCCGCGCUGUCGCUUGGGCGCUCGAAGCUGGAUAUCGUCACUUUGACUGCGCCGAAUGGUACUACAAUGAGCAAGCCGUCGGCUCGGCCAUCAACCGUUUCCUCGAGACCCCUUCCUGUCCGAUCAAACGUUCCGACAUCUUCUACUGCACCAAACUCCAAUCCAACAACGGCUACGACGCUGCCAAACGAAGCAUCUCUCAAUCGCUUCAAAAGUGCGGUCUGGGAUACAUCGAUCUCUACCUCAUCCACAGUCCCUACGGCGGAAAGGCAAAGAGGCUCGAAAGCUGGAAGGCCAUCCAAGAAGCCAAAGACCAAGGUCUCAUCAAGGGCGUCGGUGUCAGCAACUACGCACAACGACACAUCCAAGAGCUACUCGACUCCAAUCCUAAGCACAGACCUACGAUCAACCAGUGCGAUCUUCACCCUUUCAUGGCUAGGUUGCAGCUCGUGGAGUUCUGUCGAUCCAACGGCAUCGAGAUGGAGUGUUGGGGUCCGCUCGUCAGGGCAGAGAGGUUCGGUCAUCCGGUCAUCCUCCAGAUCGCCAAAAAGCACAGCGCAACUCCUGCUCAGGUCCUCAUUCGCUUCUCGCUUCAGAGAGGCUACAUCACCAUCCCCAAAUCCGUUUCCAGGGACCGCAUCAAAGAAAACGCAGACGUCUUCAACUUCCAACUCGACCAGCCCGAUAUGGAUCAGCUUCUCAGUCUCGACGAAUACCUCGUCACCGAGUAA
Pseudozyma hubeiensis SY62 is the source of this 837-nucleotide messenger RNA. Its product is annotated as potential aldo/keto reductase. Lineage: Eukaryota; Fungi; Basidiomycota; Ustilaginomycetes; Ustilaginales; Ustilaginaceae. The record is from RefSeq and is a predicted model, not a curated record. Bases 1 to 837 code for a protein of 278 amino acids. Gene Ontology annotation, molecular function: oxidoreductase activity. The transcript is spliced from 2 exons.